AUGUCAAAACACGAUCCAGAGGCGAUUUCCAAUUUCCUCGCAGAACAACGAGAUGAAGCACCCACCGAACUUCAACACCUCUUUCUCACUUUCGAAGAUCUCUGGGAACGUAAGCUAUGGCAUCAACUGACGGACACGCUUCUGGAAUACUUCUCGAACCCAGAGAGCACCUCUCAGAGAUUACCCAUCUACAAUACCUUCAUCAUCAGUUUCGCAGACAAGAUCAACCAGCUCAAACUCGUCAAAUUGGCACUGAGCGCCUCGGCGCAAAUCAAGGACGACACUGAGCGAAGCCAGUUUCUCAGGACUCUCGCCGAUCGAGUUGCCAAACCAGAUUCCGAAGAAGCGCAUGUUUACACAAUCACCGAGCUGGCUAGUGUCUACCUGAGACUGGGAGAGGCGACAAAGGCAAAAGAGCAACUAGAAAAGGCGCAAAAAAUUUUGGAUCAGUUCGAUUUUGUGGAAAAUGUGGUUCACGCAGCCUUCUACCGCGUCAAUGCCGACUAUUUCCAAGCCGCGAACGACUAUACAUCCUACUACAGAAACUCGUUAUUGUAUCUUGCAUGCAUAGAUGAGUCGGAGCUGAACACCGAACAACGGCAGCACAGAGCAUACAACCUGGCCAUCGCCGCACUGGUGUCGGACCAGAUCUACAACUUUGGGGAGCUGCUCCUGCAUCCCAUCUUAGACGCCCUGAAACCUCCGCAUCCUCAGUCAUGGCUACGGGAUCUGCUCUUCGCCUUCAACCGAGGAGAUCUGGCCACAUUCGAUCGCAUGUCCAAUAACCUCACCAAGGACCCCAUCCUCGAGUCGCAUCGAUUGUUCCUCUGGCAGAAGAUCAACCUGGCUGCGUUGACAGAACUGGUAUUCAAGCGACCGCCACACGACCGUGCAAUGACAUUCAAGACCAUCAGUCAAGAGACCAACGUCAAGCCCGAUGAGAUUGAGCACUUGAUCAUGAAGGCGCUCAGCUUGGGGCUGUUGCGGGGGAAGAUCGACCAGGUCGCCCAGAUUGCGAGGAUCAAUUGGGUACAGCCCAAAGUGCUGGAACGGAAUCAAAUCGAGGGCAUGAGGCAGCGACUGAAGGAGUGGGACAGCAAUGUCAAUGAUUUGGGCCACUGGAUAGAAGGCGUUGGCAAGGACGUUUGGGCGGCAUAG
Molecule: messenger RNA, 1158 nt
Organism: Fonsecaea multimorphosa CBS 102226
Lineage: Eukaryota; Fungi; Ascomycota; Eurotiomycetes; Chaetothyriales; Herpotrichiellaceae
Exons: 2
Coding region: 1-1158 (385 amino acids)
Biological process (GO): ubiquitin-dependent protein catabolic process
Cellular component (GO): nucleus; proteasome regulatory particle, lid subcomplex; cytosol
Molecular function (GO): structural molecule activity
Source: RefSeq, a predicted model, not a curated record